UUACUUUUAAAGUACUGCGAACAAAACGUCACACUUACUCCGCAAUUAUGAGACUGGCAAACAAGGAUCUCUGCCAACAUUUCAAGAAUGCAGGACUCGAUUUGGCCAAGCUAACACAUCGCCGCAAAAUCGAAAUUAUUUCCGUUUAUUUCACCUGGAUCAGCCUGAUGAUGAACACCUGGGAGCUCAGCACCUAUUGUUUGGAUGAAAUCACUGGCACUCUGCAAACGAUUCAAUUUUGGAUGGCGCAUUGCUAUAACAUGGUUAUUCCUAAUCAAAAGUAAAGUUGUAAGCUGCAAAUUAACGUUGGGUCGUACAAGAGCUGAAAUAAAUAAAUAUUUUAUAAUG
Molecule: messenger RNA, 348 nt
Organism: Drosophila mauritiana
Lineage: Eukaryota; Metazoa; Arthropoda; Insecta; Diptera; Drosophilidae
Exons: 1
Coding region: 48-284 (78 amino acids)
Source: RefSeq, a predicted model, not a curated record